AUGGCCUCACCACGUGCUUCUCUUCUUCCAAAACACUUCCUUGUAAUUGUUUCAUCUUUCAUCCUCAUCUCCUUCUUGCCCAUUUCAAUUGACUGCGAAAGCAAUGAGCCAGAUCCUCUAAAUAUCGGAGUUCAGAAACAACUUGCGGAAUGGAGAGUGAGAUUUCGACGCGACGAUGAGGAUGAACUUUUGAAUAGGGAACAGACGACUGAUCCAAAGAAGCUGUUCACCUUCAGUCGUGGAAAUCUCAAAUUUGAUGGUAAAGAAAAAGAAGAUAUUUUCUUCAAAAGACGA
Molecule: messenger RNA, 294 nt
Organism: Mesorhabditis belari
Lineage: Eukaryota; Metazoa; Nematoda; Chromadorea; Rhabditida; Rhabditidae
Source: the annotation of a GenBank genome assembly